Molecule: messenger RNA, 1689 nt
Organism: Oppiella nova
Lineage: Eukaryota; Metazoa; Arthropoda; Arachnida; Sarcoptiformes; Oppiidae
Source: the annotation of a GenBank genome assembly
AUGUUGCCAACUUUACCAAUAUCUGGCAAUCGGGUGUUCAAAUCGAAACUCCAUUCCGAUGAUGUGCUCCGGAAUGUGGCCAAGAAGUACGGCCCGGUAUUCACGUUUUGGUUGGGAAACUCCCCCCACGUGUUUGUUACGGACAUAGAUAUGGCUCGCGAGGCGUUCAAGAAAAAUGACAUUGCUGGCAGGACUGAAUCAUUUUUCGGAUCUCAAUUAUCUAAUGACACGUUUAAAGACGUUGUAUUUACCGAUUACGGACAUACCUGGGAAGCUCUUAGAAGGGUCGCCCACUCGGCCGUACAAAAAUACUCGACAAACGAUAGGCUGGCAUACGUGGCCACCGAUUGUGUGGACCGGACGGUGAAGACUAUAUUAGAUAAGGAAGGAGUGGGUAAACCCUUUUCGCCCAUCAAUUACACAUAUCUCACAUUUCUCAACAUAUUAGCCACCAGUACGUUUGGGCAGAGUUAUGAUUUGGAGGACAAGGAGUUUAAGGAUUUGAAGUAUAAAGACUACUCGGAAUCAAUUGAAAGGGACUUUUGUGAUGCACUCAUAACCGCUAAGAAUGAGGCCCUCAGAGAGGGUAAAGAGUCGGCCCCUUAUCUCACCGAUGAAAACCUGGCGAUGACUAUAUUGGAUCUGUUUUUUGCCGGAACCGAUACCUCUCAACAGACAUUUCAAUGGAUGCUUCUUCUGUUGACAUAUUACCCGCAAAUGCAGCGAAAGUUGAGACAAGAGAUUGAGACACAAAUCGGAGACCGAAUGCCAACACAUGAGGACAGGAAUCGAUGCCAUUAUGUCAUGGCUUUCAUUACGGAAACGCUGAGGUUCAGGAAUAUAGUGCCUCAGGGCUUACCUCACAGGGCUAUUGUUAGGACUACUAUCGGCAAACAUACCAUCCCUGAGGAUAUGGCGGUUAUUGUAUAUCAGGGCUACAUUUGUCGUAAUGAUAAGGAUUGGGAGAAAGCAAAUGAGUUCAUUCCCGAGAGAUUUCUAGAUAAACAGGGANAGGAUAUGGCGGUUAUUGUAUAUCAGGGCUACAUUUGUCGUAAUGAUAAGGAUUGGGAGAAAGCAAAUGAGUUCAUUCCCGAGAGAUUUCUAGAUAAACAGGGAGAGUUCAUAACUACCCGUCCAAAAGCGUACAUCCCGUUCGGUGUGGGACGACGUGUUUGUUUGGGCGAGAAGUUAGCCAUCGCUGACCUCUUCUUAGUUUUGGUCAGAUUUCUGCAGUCGACUCAUGACUACGAUAUAGUCCUCGACAGUCAUAAUGUAUUCAAAACAAAGUCACACUGGGAUGAGGUGUUCAGACAACUGGCUAAACAGUACGGACCGGUAUUCACAUUCUGGUUGGGUAACAGACCGCACGUUAUAGUGUCGGACAUAGGGCUGGCCCGGGAGGCCUUCAAGAAGAAUGACUUCGCCGGAAGGAGUAUCACAUUCUUCGGACAUUUACUGUCAAAUGAAAAACAUUCAGACGUUAUAUUUGACGAUUACGGGCACCGGUGGGAGGCGUUGAGACGGGUGGCCCACUCGGCCGUACAGAAAUACUCCACAAAUGAUAGACUGGUGAAUGUGGCCAAUGAUUCAGUGGAUCGUAUGGUGAAGACUAUGAUAGAAACGGAAGGCCCGGGGAAAGCAUUUGAUCCCAAAACUUAUAUCUAUUUAUGCUUUCGGUAUAAGGUAUGA